AUGAAAGUUGUGACGAACGCCGCCAUCGCCCUUGUGGCCUUCGGUGGAAGCAUCGCCGUUCAUGGCCAAGAAUUUGACCCGUCUCGCAAUCUCUGCCCUCUGCCCUGUAGUGUCUCGGGGCGCAAUCCAGCCAACUGGACUUACUAUCACAAGGCCAAUGAGCUGAAGUUGUGUAAUCAGUCUUCACUUUUUGAUAUUGCCAGCUUCAACACUCCUAUCGACCAACCGGGCACCGAUGUUACCAUUCGCGCCUGCGCUCUUCAAAGCUGGGAUCCAGUCAAUGCUCUCCCUACUACCAAGCACCACAGGGCCUCAGGUCUUCGUUCACGCGAGUCUUUUACCAGCGAGGCAGGUCCAACCUUCAGUAAUGCCACCAUCUCUUCCUCCGACUCCACGUCUCUCACCAACUCCACGGGGACUUGUUCCCACGGCACUCCUAGCGAAGUUACUGCCGAGCUGCAACAAGUAUCUUGGACAAGCAAUGCAAACUCUAGUGUUGCUGUUGGACCAGUGAUCGCCGCGGCUGAAGCGCUAGUCUCGUAUCUGAACGACGAGGCGAACUGUCAGCCUACUAUCGUGCUGUCACAGUCUGGAUCCGCUGUCGUGGGGCUAUAUGUUGGCAGCCAGCUGAACAAAAAGAGUGCGGCGAGCCUGGCCAAACGGUUUAUUGAUAACACUCAGUCACUCCAGAUACUCGAUCGUGCCGCUUCAGAGGUAUGCGGUACCAACACGAGCAGUACGCAAGUUUUUGGAGUCUUCGCCUCGGCCAGAGGUGAGCUUGGAGAGGCGCAUCGAGUCCUUCGCGAGUGGCACAGCGGACAUUGCCUCUCUGGCUUUGACGAACAGAAGGCUGUGUCGCAUGAGUCACUAAGUGUUCACAGCGCCAUUCUCGAUGCUGCGGACUCUUCUUCAUCUGGGGUAAAGCGCUUGGCCAAGUCGCUCUUCAAGCGAGCCACGUGCAAGUAUAUCCAGGCCGCCGACGGAGACGGCUGCUGGGCGGCGGCCGACAAGUGCAAGAUCUCCCAGGAUGACCUCAAAAAGUACAACCCGCUCAAAAACGGGGCCGACCUCUGCGACAACAACAUCCUCAGGGGCAUGUACCUCUGCUGCGGGCCCGGCGACCCGCCCGACUUCUCGCCACAGCCCAACCCGGACGGCACCUGCGUGGGCUACUCGGUCAAAAGGGGGGAAGGGUGCGGCGUCAUCGCCAACGCGCACAGCAUGACGAUCGAGCAGAUCGAGGAGCGCAACAAGAAGUCGUGGGGCUUCGCAGGCUGCGGCCAGCUCCAGGAGAACCAGAUGAUCUGCCUGAGCACUGGCGACCCGCAGUUCCCGAACCCGGUAUCGACCUACGUCUGCGGCCCGCAGAAGAUGGGCACAACGAAGCCCGCCGAUGGCACCGACUGGGGUUCCCUCAAUCCGUGCCCCUUGAACGCCUGCUGCAACAAGUGGGGUAGCUGCGGCAUCACGCCCGAGUUCUGCACGGAGGGCAAGGCAGACACGGGCGCCCCAGGGACGUCGCCGCCGGGUACAAACGGCUGCAUCUCCAACUGCGGCACCGAGAUCAAGAUCGGAGACUCACCCUCAGACCUUACUCUCGUUGGGUACUUUGAGUCCUGGAACUUCAACCGCCCGUGCAUGCACAUGGAUGUGUCUCGCAUGACGGACACGCGCCCCAACACCGGCUCGCCGUACACGCAUAUCCACUGGGCUUUCGCCAACAUCACGUCGGACCUCAAGAUCGACGUUUCAGGCGCCCAAGACCAGUUCGACGGGUUAAAGAAACUGAAUGGCAUCAAAAAGAUUGUGUCCUUUGGCGGCUGGGACUUCUCGACCAGCCCUAGCACUUAUAUGAUCCUUCGGCAAGCUACUGCACCAGUGAAUCGACAGGCAUUUGCGCAGAGGGUUGCAGACUUUGUAAAAGACAAUGAGCUAGACGGGGUUGAUUUUGACUGGGAAUACCCUGGAGAGCCCGAUAUUCGCGGCAUCCCUCCAGGAGCUGCCGACGAAGGACAAAACUAUCUAAGAUUUCUGACAACUCUUCGUGGGAUCCUCCCCAAAGAGAAGAGUCUCUCCAUCGCCGCUCCAGCAUCGUAUUGGUACCUGAAACAGUUUCCGAUCAAGCAGAUCGCCCAGGUCGUCGACUACAUCAUCUACAUGACUUAUGAUCUGCACGGCCAGUGGGACUACGACAACAAAAAUGUUAACGAGGGGUGCUUUAACUGUGCUCGGCACCACGUGAACACCACUGAAAUAGACUACUCUCUGGCCAUGAUCACCAAGGCAGGCGUAAACACCAACAAGAUUGUAGUUGGUAUGGCUCUGUACGGACGAAGCUUUCAGUUGGCGCAAAAGGGCUGCAAAGGCUCCGAGUGCAAGUUUACUGGGCCAGAGUCAGGUGCACUAAAGGGACGCUGCACUGACACGGCGGGAUACAUCUCCAACUACGAGAUAGAGGAGAUCCGCUCGCAGUCCGAGAACCCCGACAUCGGCACGUUUUGGAACGUCGCCGAGACCAAGGACUUUGGCGACACCAUCUACUACAACGACGAUCAAUACAUCUCAUGGAUGAGCCCCAAGUCGUAUUUUGCCCUGGCCGCAAACAUGAUCUUCAAGAACAUGGCCGGCCUGUCUGACUGGGCGACCGACCUCGACGGUGACUGGGGCGACGACGGCAAGGGCGACCUUGUCCAAACCGGAGACGGCUUCGACGACAUGAACAUGGUGUGCGACUACAGCAAGAAGUACACCACCCUUGAUGAGGUCAAGAACGACUCCUCAGGCAAGAGGGCCGAGUGCAUCGUGUGGAUGACGAUGCAGGCCCUGACGGACAUGCUCGAGAAGGCGGUCGCUGACUACAAUGACGCGAACAAUGGGUAUGACGAGAAGUUUGCUGCGUAUACGCGCUACGUCAAGAGCAUGAUUCCCAUCGCUGUCGACCACUUCAUGUUGAGCAGCUCGGGGACUGCGGGCAAAGGAUUCGAUUACUUCGACUGCGAAUUUACCGAGGUGUUCCACGACCCGGUGAUGAAGCCGUGCAGGGAGUUCACGUCGCUGGAAGAGCUCACCACCAGCAGCUACGACCUGACCUUCAUCCUCAAGGACAAGGACGGCUUCCACAAGGCCCUCGCCGAGGACAGCGGCCUCCCGAGCGACUGGAUCGACAUGCACGGGUCCCGCGAGGACAUCGAGGGGUGCGCCGUCCCCAACGGCGGCAUAUGCCCGCCGCAGGCCGGCAUCCGCAAGUGGCACGACUACCCGGACGCGGUCAAGGACAUCGAGAUCACCAACCCUAAAGACGCGAUAUCCAAGGCGAUAGGCGGUAUAGACGAGUUCCGCGCCAAGACCGCCGCGGGAGCUCUGCAGCUGCUCAUGGUCGAGUGGGAAGGCAAGGGCAACUACGACGACGUGAUCGAGUCGGUGGCUACAUCCAUCUCGAUGCUCCAAGACACGGUCGAGUACAUGAAGCAGGCCAAGAAGCUGGGCGAGGAGGAGGAGAAGAUUGAGAAGAAGAAGAAGCUGGAUCUGAUCCUCAAUAUCGUCAGCGCGGUCCUGCUCGUCGUCCCCUUUGCGGGCGAGGUCGGCCUCUCGCUGCUCGGUGCGACCAAGUACGCCUCCAUGAUCGCCAAGCUGAGCUGGCUGGGGCAAUUCUCCGGCAUCGGGUUCAGCGUUUACGAAUUCAAACAGGACCAGACGAACAUCAGCGCCCUAUUCGGCUUCCUCAUAGGGCCUAUUGGCGGUGGGGUGGGUGCUAUCGCAAACAAGCUAGACAUAGGUCUGUUUAGAGAGAUCGCCCUCAAGGCCCGGUUUGUCUACGUGGACCUGGCUUCAAGGGCUCCUGGGUAUGUCCGCGACAACAGGGUCACGCUUGAGGCACUCAAGCAGAUCCGGGGCUACUGUAAAGCCUAG
This is a messenger RNA of Thyridium curvatum, 3909 nucleotides long. RefSeq lists its product as uncharacterized. NCBI's taxonomy places the organism in Eukaryota, Fungi, Ascomycota, Sordariomycetes, Thyridiales, Thyridiaceae. Bases 1 to 3909 code for a protein of 1302 amino acids. The record is from RefSeq and is a predicted model, not a curated record. Gene Ontology annotation, biological process: carbohydrate metabolic process. The transcript is spliced from 5 exons. Gene Ontology annotation, molecular function: hydrolase activity, hydrolyzing O-glycosyl compounds; chitin binding.